Messenger RNA from Lagenorhynchus albirostris (white-beaked dolphin), 2279 nucleotides. Its product is annotated as tigger transposable element-derived protein 1-like. The coding region runs from base 1322 to 1921 and encodes 199 amino acids. The transcript has 2 exons. Gene Ontology annotation, molecular function: nucleic acid binding. NCBI's taxonomy places the organism in Eukaryota, Metazoa, Chordata, Mammalia, Artiodactyla, Delphinidae. The record is from RefSeq and is a predicted model, not a curated record.
UGUGUCUUUAUUCCCGUCUUGCCCCUAGGUUCUUCAUGACCUUUUUUUUUUCUUAGAUUCCAUAUAUAUGUGUUAGCAUAUGGUAUUUGUUUUUCUUCUAUCUGAUUUUUAAUAAACUUAUGCUUCCAGACUCUGUGGCCACUCUAUAUACCACUGUGUGGAUAUCCUGUAAUUUAUUUAACCAGUCCUCUUCUAAUGGGACAUUUAAUGUCAAAAUGGAUGACAUUAGAAAUUUGAUGUUAUUGCCAAACUGCCUUCCACAGAAUAAAAUCAGCUUAUGUUGCCACUAACAUUUGAAUCAGCUUAUAUGACCACCUACAGCACAUGAGACUGACUCUUCCCCCACAAAUUCACCAACACAGCCCAGGAUGUCCGGAAGCAAGCAUAAAAGCAGCGGUGACAUAGCUGGUACUGCUAAGAAGCGCCAAGUGAUAACGACGGAAACAAAAGUGAAAAUAACUGAGAGAGUGCAGUGAGGCGAAAAGAUGGUAGACGUCGCCUGUUCUUAUAAUAUGAAUCGUUCAACCACUGGUGCGAUUCUAAAGAACAAGGACAAGACCAUGAAAUAUGUGAAGUCUGCUGUGCCAGUGAUGUUGACGGUAAUACCGAAGAAGCGUGGAAAAGUGAUGGAGGAGAUGGAGAAACUUCUCAGUCUGUGGAUGCAGGAUCGGCAUCAGCAUCGAGUCCUGGCUCAGCUUAAUGCUGAUUCAAGAGAAAGCUAAAAGCCUUUAUGAAGACUUGAAGAAGAAACACAGUGAAGAAUCAGAGGGUGCAUCUUUUAAUGCCAGCCAUAGCUGGUUUCAUCGUUUCAAGGCUAGAGCCAACCUUCACAACGUAAAAGUAAGUGGUGAGGCAGCGAGUGCAGAUACGGUAGCUGCCCAGGAAUUUCCUGAAACACUUUGAGAAAUUAUUGAUGAAGGUACGUACUUAACCAAGCAGGCUUUUAAUGUGCACGAGACAGGACUGUAUAGGAAGAGGAUGCCAGACCGAAGUUACAUCAGUAAGGAGGAAAAGUUGAUGCCAGGCUAUAAAGCAGCAAAGGAUAGGCUAACUCUGUUGUUUCGUGCCAAUGCUCCCAGCAAUAUGAAGCUGAAGCCACUCUUAGUUUAUCAUUCAGAGCCCAAGAAUCCUUAAAAUCAUAGCCAAGGGCUCUUUUCCUGUUGUGUGGAAGAGUAACCCCAAAGCCUGGGUUACACAGGCCAUUUUCCAGGACUGGUUUUUCCACCACUUUAUCCCGGAGGUAGAGAAAUAUUGCUUGGAGGAGGAUGUCCCAUUCAACCUUCUUUUGCUGCUCCACAAUGCUCCAGGCCACUCCCCAUUCAUGGAGGACUUUCAUCCCAGUGUCAAAAUAGUGCAUCUGCCACCGAAUACUACAUCACUCAUCCAACCUAUGCACCAGGGAGUUAUAGUGACUUUCAAGAAAUAUUAUUUAUGUCAUACUUUUCGUCAGGAAGUAAAGGCAAGUGACAAAUCAGGAACAACCUUGCAAACAUUUUGGAAGGACUAUAACAUCUACAAGGCCAUAAAAAACAUUGACUUUGCUUGGCACGAGGUUACGGCCAUCACCAUGAAUGGCGUUUGGAAGAACUUUUGCCUGCGAUUGGUUCACAAUUUUUGUGGAUUUGAGAAGGUGGAUGAGGAGCUGAAAGAGGUCUUCAGCAACUUAGUGACCCUCAGAGAGAAGCUGGAGCUAGAUCUGCAAGAGGAUGACUUCAUUGAAUUCCUUGCCAUGCAACAUGAGGAGCUUACUAAUGAAGACCUGAUUAAGUUGGAGGCCCAGAAAAAGGACAAAGAGAGACAAGAGGAAGAAGAAGUAACUGAAGAACCAAAGAGAUUCACCACUCAGGAACUGGCAAGGGGAUUUUCUUUAUUUAAGGAGGCACUGUUAGUUUUUGAGGCACAGGACCAGAACAUAGAAUAGAACAUGAAGGUUGCAGCAGCUGUUCAGAAUGCAAUCCAGUACUACCAUGUCAUCUAUGAUGAGAAAAAAAGAGCUACUACCCAGACAUCACUGGAUUGUUUUUUCAAGAGGGUAAAUAGAACUGAAUCCAGCAAGGAACAACCUGUGCCAUCAACAUCAGGCGUGAGUGAAAUUGCAGCUUGCCCUCCAUCUCCUAUUGCUGAUGAUCCUUCAGCUCUACCAUCUCCCACCUCUCCCUCAUCCAGUCAGUAACUCUUCUUGCCUGUUCACUCGGUGCCAGCCCCUGUAUGCCAGCUGUUGUACUGUGCUACUGUACUUUUCAAGGUACUGUACUGUAAGAUUAAAAAUGUUUUCUUCA